This is a messenger RNA of Mytilus californianus (California mussel), 1035 nucleotides long. Its product is annotated as tachykinin-like peptides receptor 86C. NCBI's taxonomy places the organism in Eukaryota, Metazoa, Mollusca, Bivalvia, Mytilida, Mytilidae. The record is from RefSeq and is a predicted model, not a curated record. Gene Ontology annotation, cellular component: membrane. Gene Ontology annotation, molecular function: G protein-coupled receptor activity; peptide binding. The transcript has 4 exons. Gene Ontology annotation, biological process: G protein-coupled receptor signaling pathway. Bases 16 to 1035 code for a protein of 339 amino acids.
GUUCAUUCAAAGAAAAUGAGAACAGCUACCAACUUUUAUAUUGUGAAUUUAUCCAUUGCCGAUUUGCUUGUUGCUUGCUUUCCAAUAUGGAUUCACCUGGUCGAUGACGUCACUGAAGGUUGGGUAGUCGGGGCGUAUUUCUGUAAAUUUAACCCUUUUAUACAAAUUACAGCAAUGUGUGCUAGUAUAUUUACCUUGGUAGCUAUAGCUGGAGACAGAUUCUUCGCCAUCAUGUUCCCUUUGAAAUCACGUAUUACACAGAGGAGGGUCAGUUUCGUAAUGGUAAUUAUAUGGACAUGUGCUGCAGCCAUAGGUAUGCCAGCUUUGUUUUUCUACAAGUACACAAAGAGGCAAUGGAAAGAUUUUCUAGAAAGAUUCUGCUCUGAUGUAUGGCCACAGACGAGAAACUCGGAUGGUGAAUGUGAUAACGGCUACAGGUCAAAGAGUGCGUACUGGGUAUGUGUUCUUGUCGUUCUUAACUGGAUUCCUAUGGUAAUCAUGAUAGUGAUGUACACGAUCAUCCUUGUGAGGCUUGGCAAGAGAAGAAUUAUUCCCAGUUCUGGCGCGCUAUCUACAUCUGCAAUACAACAGAGAUCAAAACGAAAGGUUGUCAUGAUGUUGUUUGCCAUAUUGAUAGCAUUUAUUGUAUGUGCGAUACCUUUUCAAGUAACAAAGCUGUUUGAACUGUUUCGGUCUGACAGAAGGCAAUCGCUUCCUGAUUGGUACAAUCCUCUGUAUUUUAUUGCUGUAACAUUGUUGUACACCAACAGUGCAUUGAAUCCAAUAAUAUACAGUGGUCUGAAUGAAAAUUUCAUGACCAGCUUUAGAAGCUUGAUCAAAACAGUUUGCAAAAGAAAACCAAAAUCAAACAGAUGUAACAAUAAGAACACCACACAGAUGAUUAGCAUUGUAGAUUCUCGAAGAGGAUCUAAAGCAUCCAUGUUGGAAGGGAUAGCAGACGAACAAAAUGGAACUUUCCGAUAUAUAACUUCUAACAAAAACCACCUAAACUCCAUUCGAAAUUCUAUUCCUUAA